AUGGAGUUCUCCGGAUCGCAUACUCCACCCGAUUCACCAACUCACUCAGAUCUUCAUACAAACCCUCCCUCCCGAUACCUCAACCUUGCAGAUGCCACAUACCCUUACCGUUUUGAUCACGGCGAUAGUCCUUCAAUCACUCUUGUCGCCGAUCUACUCACCACCGAAAAUUACACAACCUGGUCCCGUGCGAUGAAACGUGCCUUACGAGCUAAGAAUAAGCUCAGUUUCAUCGAUGGCACCUUAACCAAACCCAACCUUCCUGAUGACCCCUUAAUCGACCUCUGGAAUCAUUGCAAUGAUAUGGUAGUGUCAUGGAUUCCAAACUCCAUCACUCCCUCUCUCAAAUCCAGUGUUGCCUUCGUCGACGAUGCAUACGAGAUUUGGAUGGAUCUUCAUGAGCGGCUGUCUCACCAAAAUGGACCCCGAAUCUCCCAAUUGAAGAAAGUUUUGGCUUCUCUUUCCUAA
This is a messenger RNA of Juglans microcarpa x Juglans regia, 468 nucleotides long. RefSeq lists its product as uncharacterized. NCBI's taxonomy places the organism in Eukaryota, Viridiplantae, Streptophyta, Magnoliopsida, Fagales, Juglandaceae. The record is from RefSeq and is a predicted model, not a curated record. The transcript has a single exon. The coding region runs from base 1 to 468 and encodes 155 amino acids.